AUGGCAUCUACCAGCACUUCAGGGACAUUGGGUCAAAUGGCUAAACCAGAGUACAGAAACUGGCUGGCACUCGGCCAUGCCUUGACAACGGUCCUGUGCCAGGGACUUCGUCCAUUUGUCAAGCAAGAGGUGGAGGCCUUGUCUAGAUAUGUAACGACAAGAGUACCCACACCUUGCACAUGUGUUUAUGUGCCAAGGAGGAGGCCAAAUGAGUACCACGACAUGCGUAAAUGUAUAGGGGCACAAGUCUUGGCCGCUUGUCAUCACAGAAUCAAACCAAACUGGAAACAAAGUGAUUCAGCCAAAUGGAUGGACCCAGUUCUUGGUCCGUGGGAGAUUGCAAAACUGUUCCUUCCUGAUCUGGGUGGACAUGCUAAUAUCAGGAGUGCAGACGACAUGGAUGUUAAUGGUAUCUUGAACUUAAUGUACUGGUGCAAUCAUUUCACCAUUCCUCAAUCCCUAAUCAAGGCUGUUCGAGAUAUAAGAAACGACAGAUGUGUUCACGUGCCGAAGCUUGAGUUAUCCGAUGCUGAUAAGACUGCCGCUUUUGAUGCUAUCGAAAACUUGCUAAAGGACCCUCAACUGGCUGCAGAUGAAGAGGCAAAGAAAGCUCUCAGAGAAGUUAUUAGUCUUAAAAGCAUUACAGACUUACAUAGUAGAGAGGCUCAGGUUUUGGUCGACUUAAAAGAAGAUAUACAUGAAAGGAUGUUGAGCUUGACCGAGGAGUCUGAAAGAAACCAAGAGUUGGUUACAGAGCUACAAGAAAGGCAGGAAAUUUUAGAGAUGGCUGUGGAGGAUCUGGAGCAAGAAAGCAAACCAUGGGGAGUGAGACUAAUAGAGUGGGUCUUGGACCUUAUGAUAUGUACUUUCGGAGUCCUUUUUGCGCUCUUAAAAGGUUUCCGGACAGAAAUUCUAUUUAUGUUCCUAUUUUCAGUGUUCUGUGCCGUUCUGGAUCAUGACACACUGAUUAAAGAUGGUAAGUUUAAAUUUAUGGAUUGCAUGUGCCGUAGUUUAUACUUUAAUGCUUUCAUAGAAUUCUUGACUCAAUGAAGAAGCCAUUUGUUGAGCCUUGGGAACCUUAUUCCAAUGUAUGACUGAGAUAUGGGAACAGUAUAGGCAGUUAGCUUUUUCGAUUCAAACUUCAGAACCAUGAUGUAAGGUAAACGUGUUGGGAAAUUGGCGAAAAAUAGAUUUUUACUCCUGUCUACGCCUCUCGUUAGUUUAUAAUUUAAGACUGAAAUCAGUCCACAGCUUGUCUCUUACUGGUAUCAUUUCAUUUUACUUAGGAUGUUCCAUUAAACGAUACGACGAUCGGUGGAGCCUGAAGCAUUUCGACUUUGAUGACUUUGCUACGACAUCCAGAGCAGAUUUUAUCGGAAGAAAGUGGUUAUAUCGUGAUAUGGAAGAGCUAAUGGAAAAUUCAAGUUACCGUGGCUUAUUGCUUGUUGGAAGCCCUGGUUCUGGUAAGACAGCUUUUGUCUCAAAUUUACUUUGUUCUAGAAGUGCAAGCCCACUCAUUCAUGAUAGAAUAGCUGGUUAUCACUUUUGUAUGUAUUCGGACAAAGGAACUCAAAAUGGGGCCAAAUUUGUGGAAAAUCUGGCGAACAUGAUUGCCUCAAACUUCGCAGAAUACGGCGAAAUUAUUUUGAGAAAUUCCCAUGUUCGUCGAGUGUUACAGAAGAGUUGUGCCCAAUCCCCAGAUUGGUGCUUUCAAGAAGGAGUCCUUACACCUCUGAAAAAGCUGCCAAACCCACCGAGAGAGACGUGGUAUAUUGUUAUUGAUGCCUUAGAUGAGUGUUCAGUCGAUGGCCAAGGAGAAAUUUUAAAGAUGCUGAAGUUCAAAUUGCGAAGCUUCCCUAAGUGGUUAAAACUGAUUACUACAUCGCGUAAUACAAGUUUUAUCACUUCGUUCAUGAAAAUACUAGAAUUGAAAUCUAAAGACCACAGAAACUUAGAAGAUCUUGAUAAUUAUUCAUCCCUUAAGAUAUACACUUUGAAAACUUCACUCUUAUACGGUUUAAAGGCUUACUUUUCAAUCAAGAAGAACAAUUCCCUUAAUCAACAAAUCGUUACCAGUCUUAAGGAAAGAGUUCAAGGUAAUUUCUUAUUUGCAAAGGUCCUAUUAGAUUGUCUUCUUGAAACACCGGAAAGAGUCAGUUGGACUGAGCAGGGCUUUCCAAAAACACUUGAUAACAUUUUCCAACUGAAUUUUGAACGCAAGUUUAGCUCACGCGAAUCAUUUCGCUCCUCACGAGAGAUUUUUGAAAUCCUGGUUGCCGCCUAUACACCACUAUCAGCUGAAGACAUAUACUAUGUCCUAAAACUUGACGAUCCCGACCUUGACUAUGAAUACGAUUUAAUGCCAAGACUUAAAGAAGUGUCACUGUUUCUUUGGGAUAGAUCAGAAAAGGGACUUGUUCGCAUUUAUCACUCUGCCUUGUCAGAGUGGCUGACCAGUGAAUCCAAUAAAGGAAACCUUUUUUACGUCAAGAAACAAAAAGGUCAUAGACGUCUUGCAGAAUAUUACCUUCAACAGUUAAAGAGAACAAUGAGAGCCUUGACACCGGCAAAAGCCUUUUAUUUGGCUCGCCACAUCGUAGAAGCAGGUUCAAAAAGGAAUCAAGUGGAUGAAUUUCAGUCGCUGCCUUCAGAUCUCGUCAACAGAUCAGAUGAAGUAAAAACCACUUCAUUACACUUAAGUUCACGUUUGGUGAAUCCAGAUAUUACUAAACUUUUAGUAACACAUUUUGAUGAUAUCGAUUGUCUGGAUAAUAACCACCGGACCCCCGCCUUCAUUGCUGCUACUGUUGGAAACCGUGAAAAUCUUAUCUUUCUUUAUACAAAAGGGGCAGACAUUAAUCAUACUGUCUCUUGUCCAGAUUUUAAGGCGCCAAUGGAAUUGCAAAAAGCUUUGCGAGAAUGUAAAAGAAGAGCGUGUGAAUAUUCAUUGUUGCACAUAGCUGCUCAGGAGGGAAAUGGGGAUGUCGUUGAAUUCCUGAUCGACCGUCAUGUGAAUACAUUGAAAACAACAGGCUGCAAUAACACGGCUGUCCAGUUGGCAGCCGCAAAUGGGCAUCUCGAGGUCGUUUUAGCUCUUAAAAAGGCUGGCGCUGUUUUAGAUGGAAUUUCCCUACAUCAUGCCGCUGCUAGAGAUCACCAUCACGUCGUGGAAUAUUUAUUAAAAGAAGGUGUUAGAGAUGUCUGCAUAGAUUUAAGUCCUUUCAUCGAGUUCUGCCCAGCAACGAAUAUUAAAGAUAUCAAGGUUCAUGUGUAUGACAACGAACACUUGAAAUUAGGCGAGACCGCGCUUCAUGUUGCAGCCAAGAAUAAUUACCCAUCUGUUAUCAAAACUCUGCUAGCUUAUCGUGAGGAGAGUGCCAUCAAUUGCUCGAAUGCGGCGGGAAGAUGGCCCUUACACGAGGCGGUUUACUAUAACAAUUAUAACGCACUGCAGGCGAUGCUUGCUGCGGGAGUAAAUAUUUCCGUACGUUGUAACUUACGCCCCAAAACGUCAUGCCUAACACAGAAGUGUUGCCCUUGUGAAUUUACCCCGCUUCAUAUUGCGGCCAAAUAUGGUUAUCACAGUGCUGCUCAACUACUAAUUACGGAGAAAGCAGACUUACAUAUAGAAGAUUGCAAUGGUUCGACCCCGCUUCAUAUUGCUUCCUGUCAUGGAAUGGUGUCAAUUAUUACCCUUCUCGUUAAAAGUGGAGGGGAUAUCAAUAGAAGAAGCUAUAACGGAUCAACUCCCUUUCAUAGCGCAGCUGCAUGCUUUGCGACAAGUGCCUUUUGGCUUUUGCUGGACCUUGGAAGUGAUUUCUUCGUGAAGGACAAUAAAGCUCUGACGGCAUUACAUUAUGUUGUAAAAGACAUAGAAGUUGUCGGUACAGUGUACUUUGGUGAUCUGUAUGUUAGAAAGCCAAAAGAUUGGAUCGAAGUUGGACCGAAAGAUGAAGAGCCAUGGGAGAGAGGCAAAUAUCAACGCUUUUGGCUGAAUGUAAUGAUUAAAAUGAGCAAGAGUUUCGUUGCUAAUAUGGUCGAAAGGGAGCUUUCCUAUUCCUUAAAUUCAAUCCUUUACUUGUAUUCUUCUGUCUUUUUCGAAACAGGGAAAAAAGCAGACGCUUCUUCUAUCUUAACUGGGAGCAAUGGAUUAGAUCAAAGUUCGCUGGUAACCAUAGCAACUCCAUUUGUAUAUUUCUAUGACGUAAUUUACCAAGCUCUCCUGAAGAGUGUUGUUUUUACAAUUAACAGACCUUAUGAGCGAAGUGUAGUUCCCAAACAGUUAACAAAAGCCAUAUCAAAAACGUUUACAAUAUUUUAUCCGAACGUACGUAACUGCACGAUUCUUACUAGUGCGGUAAGGGCCAAUAUGGCUCGCACGGUGAACACCGUUCUACAAGCAGGUGCGGAUGUUAACUGUAAAGAUCAGCAUGACAAAACUCCACUUUUAUCAUAUUUACACAGUGGCGGCCGUCACAUGUCGAAAGUCCUGGUAAAACAUGGAGCGAGAGUAAAUAUAUCGUGCGAAGAACCAUUUGAAAAAUCUACCCUACAUUUAAUAUCUUACCACAAGUUACAUUAUUUGCACUAUCUUCCUCAGUUCUUGCGUGGAGAUAAAAAGUGGUCUCAAUUCUUAUCAAAUGAAAACUUUUUAUUUGACUACUUUUUGAAUAAAUAUGAAGAGGAACAGAAAGAGGGACGCACGCGGACAGCCCACACUGGGGAUGGACCCCUGACCAGUGCAGUGAACUUGCAUCCUCGUGGAACUAAAAUUCUAAAUGAAUGCUUUGAUGCUGAAGGCUACAACGCCUUACACAGAGCAGCACAGGGUGCGAACGUGAUUGCUAUUGAGAAAUUCCUCUCCUUGGGAGCUGAUUCCACCCUAGAGAAUUCAGACGGAUAUUCUCCGUUAUGGCUUGCAGUGUUUUAUUCGGUUAAAUACACACCAUUUUUAAACUUACAUCGGAAAAAUGUUCUGGUGGAUUUAGAAGUGGAUCUCGCAUCAGAAUCUGCAUCUGUCAUUUUAGAGCAUGUGCUUCAAACUGACACAAUAGAUAUCGGCUGCAGAGGAAGUCAACUCGAUUUAACCAUAUACCAUAUCGCAGCUAUUCGAGGAAUGUGGCGAUUUAUAGCUCACUUACUUACAGAGAAGCGUGUGAAAGGAAUCGAUGUGAACUGCCCUAAUAAAGAUGGUAUAACUCCAAUGUAUCUCGCAAUGCUCGUUGGUGGCCUUAAUUGUACGUUGCGAAGCCCUUGGUGUAAGGUUGUGGAAAUAAUUCGCCAGCACGGCGGAAUACUUAAAAUUCCUACCCUUGAAGCUGAAUACUUUCUCAUAUUUGAUCUCUUUUUUGGAAUGAGUCCAAGUCCAAUGUACUCAGAGUUAGCGGAGGACGAAAUUGUUACACUUCAAGCCGAGGCUGAAAAUCAUGAAUGCAAGGGAUUUGAAUUGAACACCGACCUGUUUAAAUCGUCAGGGAAACUGGAUAAACUUUACCAUGACUUCUAUCAAAAACUGAAAAAGUGUUCGAGUGGCGAUGUGGAAUGUACAUCAGGGAUUGACAAGAAUUUGCCUCAGCUAGAACCCCUGAAGUUGGUUAUGCAAAAACAUCAGCGCUUUAAAUUGCGACACACGAUGAUCAGAAGUGACUUUGUUCGUUUUCUAGAAGUAGAAAAAAGUCGCGUGCACAUGUUUCUUCUUGAUUUUACCCAACCGCACGAAAGGGUGUCAUGCGAAGUUGUUAGAGAACGUCGACGAAUAUUAGGCAUUGCCGAUAGUACACACGAAAGCGAUGGUUGUUCGUGUUCCUGUAUAAGCGUUGACCGUGCUCUUCGAAUGUCCUACAGCGAUUUUAAAACAAGCUUUGAUCAGGUACAAAUGAUAUCUGAAAAAGCGAAAUCAUCUAUUUCUUCAAUAGGGAAGUCCCCUAGCGUUCUCUUGAAGAUAAAUCGCUCAUUGCGCAAGCUCGAUACCACGAUGAUGUGUGACUGGCAAGCAAUUGCAACGAAGUACUUGACAUUACACUUCCAAAUUCAGAACUUUAAACUUGGCACCCUGCAUGUGGAAGAGCAUUCAAGGGUCGUUAGUAUUACAGACUUUGCUUCAAUACGCAUGAAGAAAGUAUUUAUUGAUUUAUCUCCGGAGACACUGAAACUUGCUCUAAAGCUUGCGUCGCAGAAGUCUUCUUCAUUAUUUGAUGACCUUUAUUACCUCACGAAUUUAAAAUUCAGAAAGCCACCCCUUUGGAAAGGUACCUUUGAACAAUGGGAUCGAUAG
Molecule: messenger RNA, 6274 nt
Organism: Pocillopora meandrina
Lineage: Eukaryota; Metazoa; Cnidaria; Anthozoa; Scleractinia; Pocilloporidae
Source: the annotation of a GenBank genome assembly